AUGGCUUCUGGUCUGGAAAACUAUGUAAAUCAGACAGUAUCGGUUAUAACUGCGGACGGGCGUAAUUUCAUUGGAACAUUGAAGGGUUUUGAUCAGACCAUCAAUAUUAUUUUAGAUGAGUCUCAUGAAAGAGUGUUUUCAUCAUCUACUGGCAUAGCUCAAGUGGUCCUCGGUCUUCACAUAAUUCGCGGAGAUAAUAUUGCUGUAGUUGGACAAAUAGAUGAAUCUAUUGACAGUAGACUCGACUUGGGCAAUAUAAAAGCGGAACCUUUAGGUCCCAUUGUGCACUGA
This is a messenger RNA of Chilo suppressalis (striped riceborer), 291 nucleotides long. Lineage: Eukaryota; Metazoa; Arthropoda; Insecta; Lepidoptera; Crambidae. The record is from the annotation of a GenBank genome assembly.